UGUGACGCCCCGCCUGCGGGUGACAACGUUGUUAAAUCGUCUCUGUGUUUGUAGAUCCUUUGCACCGAGUGCUGGUCGUCGAAAUUCCAGCUCCGACCGCGUGGGGCGAGACACUUCGGCAUCUCCUCGCGAUAAAGGACCUGGGGUGAAAAAAUAAAUUGUUAAAAGAAAGAAAACAAAUAUUUAAAAAAAAUUGUAUACACUCUUGUAUACAACACCGACUCCAAAUUCGCCUUGAGCAAGUGUUCGCUAGGAGCCGAAGCCAAUAGCAUCAUGUCACACAGCCGAAGAAGCCGAAGUGGUUCUCCACCAUCUUACGGCACCAACAGCAAUGACCCCCGUGACCUGGAGAGAAGGAUUUUUGUCGGCAAUUUGCCCACUGCACAUAUGGCGAAGAAGGAUAUGGAAGACCUGUUCAGGCCAUAUGGGAAAAUACAGGCCUUGUCCCUGUUUCGUGGGUAUGGAUUUGUGCAGUUUGAAAGGACAGAAGAUGCUGAGGCAGCUAAAGCAGGACAUAAUGGUCGGAUUUAUAGAGGUUAUAAACUAGAUGUAAAUAUGGCAGCGGAGAGACGACAGAAACCCAGGUCAAGUCCUCCACGCAGGCCUGCUGGUUAUGGAGAUAGUAGGGAGCCCCGUCCUCGUUCUCGAUCCCCAGUGCAGGGUCGAGACUCCCGCGACAACAGGGAUGGCAGAGACUUGAGGGAACCUAGUCGAGAACCAAGGCCUGCACCACUGCGAGACAACGACGAUGAGCGCUACAGGAGUGCAGAUGGAAGGGAUAAAGAUGCGCGAGAUGCUCCUUACAGAAAUGAUGGAUAUGACCGUUUAUACCGUGGUGAAUAUGAACAGUACCGCAAGAAAGAUGAUCCUUACGCUGACCGCUACAGGGAGAACUGGAGUGGCAGGAGAGAGCCAGAAGAGGAGCGAAUACGGCCCGAGGAGCGCAGGAGGAAUGAGCUGUACCGUCAGUACUAUGAAGAGCUUCAGAGGCGGUACGAUGCUGAGAGACCUGUAGACUGCUCUGUCAUCGUGGUCAAUAAGCAGCAGAAAGAGUAUGCCGAAAUGGUAGGGAGGAAGGUGCGAGAUCUGGGCAUGGUGGUGGACCUCAUCUUCCUCAACACAGAGGUGUCCCUGACCCAGGCUCUGGAGGACGUGAGCCGGGCUCGCACACCCUUCGCCAUCAUCAUUACCCAGCAGCAUGAAGUGCAUCGCUCCUGCACAGUCAACAUUCUCUUUGGCACACCACAGGAACACAGAAACAUGCCCAUGCAGGAUGCUAUGGUUUUAGUGGCUCACAACUAUGACACCUUUAAGAUCGAGAACCGUGCCAAGGAGCGGGAUGAGAUCUCAAGAAAAGCUGCAAAGAUGGCAGAUGAGGUGUUGAUGAGAGAGCAUGACAGACAAGGCCACCCAGUCUCAGUAUUGACUGCUAUCACACUGCUGUCGGAAGGCAGGUUCCUGACUCCUCAAGAGUUAACAGUACUCAUUAACUAUCUGCAAGAUAAGCGUGAUCGUGUUGUCCGAGGUAGCACAGACCCUCACCUUGGGUCCCAUCAGUCCUCUGCAGCAGUCACUCAUGAGACCCCUAAGCCCACCCAGGCUCUUGCCCCCGUAUCCCAUCAGACACACCCAUCCACACACACUAUGCACAGCUCCCACCUUCCUGCUGCCUCUGUUACCACCACCACCAACCAACAGCAAGAGCUGCAGGCUAAAAUUCUCAGCCUCUUCAACAGCGGUUCAGGCUCCUCGGUGUCUCAGAGCCAGGCAGCCGUGUCCCAGCCUCAGGGCUACGGACCCACACAGGGCUCCAGCCUCUCCUCCUCCACUCUGUCCAACUUGGCCAUGUCUGCUCAUGACUCUCAGGACAUGAUGAGUCCUCGCAUGGGCAUUAGGCCCCCUGCUAACCGUGUAGCAGCAGCACCUCAGCAGCUCCAGAGAGCUGGAACUGGGAUUAACUUCGACAACCCUAGUGUGCAGAAAGCCCUCGACACACUCAUCCAGAGUGGACCUGCCAUUAACCAGCUGGUCAAUUCAGCUAGCCUACCAGCCAGAUCAGGCCAGGGAGUGGGCCAAGGAAUGAACCAAGGAUUAAGCCAGGGACAUGGGCAAGGAAUGAGCCAAGGAUUAAGCCAGGGUCAUGGGCAAGGAAUGAGCCAAGGUUAUAGCCAGGGAAUGGGACAAGGAAUGAGCCAAGGUAUGGGACAGGGGCUGAACCAAGGUAUGGGACAGGGGCUGAACCAAGGUAUGGGACAGGGGCUGAACCAAGGUAUGGGACAAGGGCUGAACCAAGGUAUGGGACAGGGGCUGAACCAAGGUAUGGGACAGGGGCUGAACCAAGGUAUGGGACAGGGGAUGGGGCAAGGGUCUCACUACCAACGUCACUUCUGAAACGCAUCCAGGCAGGCCUCUCAAAGACAUUUGUGAUUCUCAAUUGAAUUCUUUAAAAAGCAGUUCCCUUAAAUUUCCUAAGCAUUUGUUUUAUUUCUUACUUUGUGAAUGUUUUGAUGGUUAAUUGUUUGGAUAUCUGAAAGUUAAUUACUUUCGAUUUUCCUUUUGGACCAGAAGGAAAUGGUGAUGGAUAUAAAUCACUCAUGAAGAAUUUGCUGGUCUGGCCAGAUAGUUUUGGAUAUUUUCCCUUGUGGUAUUUUAUAUAAAGUGUCAUUUUGUACAUAAUGAAUUGCAAUUCAAUAAAUGAUGGACACAAAAUUAUUUGUUUCUUGGUCCUACAUUAAAAGCACGAGCACUGAAAAGAAGACUUUGUACACAUCAGUAAUAAAAUGGUAUUAGUUUAUUGCAUUUUGUGCUGACGAAUCUAUAAAAUGGAAUGGGGAAACUGCCAGAAGCUAUAGAGAUAAAGCAUUUGAAAUGUAAAACUACAUUUGCCUUUUUUUUCCUUUUUCUUUUGUACCAUGAAACACAAUAUAUAAUAUUUAUUUCUUUAAAAUAUUGAAGUUACACUUACACAAAAAAUAAACACUUCAACACUAAUCAUAUCUUUAUGUACAGAAACCCUUUCCACCCUGGCCCAUGGUCCCUAAUGCUUUUAGUGCAUACGUAUAUGUCUGCACACAUGCAUACACGCGUACAUACAUGAGAAACAGUGGAACACAGUUUGUCAUAAGUGUUAGCAAGGGGAAAAAAUCUGUAAAACAUCUACAUACUCAUGUAAUUUUUUUUUUUCCUAUAUCCAUUCUCUUCCAAACAUUUACACAAAAUGGUUUGCACAUUGUUCAUGAAUUAAAAAACAAGCUUGAAGAACCGUCUGCUCAUGUUAUGAGUCCUGUUUCAUCUUCCGCACACUUUUGAUGCACGUUUUGAAUGAUUGCUGUCUAAGGCUUAGGCCAGGCCAAACAAUUUAUUUAAAAAAAAAAACAAAAGAGAGCGAGACCUUUUGUAAUCAAUUGGAUAUUUCCCAUAACCAUUUACACAUCUGAGAUUUAAAUUGUUUUAAACUGUAGUUAGUGGCAGGUCACUGUGAAUGAGGAUUAGUUUGUUCACCAGUGGUGGGGUUUCAACAGAUCUGGUUCAGGGUUGUUCCAUGGACCAUAACAUUUUUACAGUGAACAGGUUUUAAUGGUUUGAACAAGGUUGAAAAAGGCAUCUGGCUUAACACUUGUCCUAACAUUUCUACAUUUCCAAGCUGAGCUUUCCAGCAAUGCAUCAUACAGAUAAAACACACCAUGUGUAUUUUGGGGCUCAGUUCAUGUAUAGCUGCCAAUUGGUGUUUCUGUUUAAGGCAUAAGUAGAAAUGUGUAGAAUUAAGUUGGUGUGACCUCUGGCUGAAUCGGCCCAUCAAGCUUCUUUUUAAUUCGAAACAGAAUAAUAUAUAUUUAUAUAGAUAUAUGUCUAAGUUAACUUAAAUAUACUUUGGUAAUCUUUUUUUUUUCCCUUCUAUGUUAAUAAGUUAUCUCUGUAUUCAUAGUCAUAAAGUAAAAUAACUAUAACUAUAUUGAAACUAUAAUAAAAAAUGGACUCGGGUACCCAAUACACUCAUUCACUCUACAUAGCCUACUGAUAUACCCAAAUAAAGCAUUUGUGUACAAUAUGGUACAUCACGCGACUUGUAAAAAUAACGGAUCAGCGAUUAAACAAAUCAAAAUAAACUGAGUGAAUGUAAUACUGAGAACCACAAAACAUUUAAAUAUAUAUUGAGUUAUAUCAACUUGAUCAGGAUAACGUGCAUGCGAAGCUGGGCUCUGGCUCUGUUAGAAUACCCAUGGCUGGACAUCACAACACCUAUAGCGUUAAAAUCUAACGGCUGCAUCUUAGCGGUUCGCUUUUCUUUAGAAUAAGCUCUCGGGUUGAAAUUUUGGAACAGAUUUUGCAAAACCUACUUCUUAUGAACUGUCAAAUGACCAAGGAAUUAUCUAACCAGUACAGAUCAUGGAUUUUAACCAGUUGAGUUUGCUGUAGUCACAAAUAUCCUGAUUCUCUCUCAGUAAGAUGUUUGUGUGUAUGUUUGAUUCAGUGAGACACCAUUCAGUCUGAGCAUAAUGACUGAUAUUUCAUGUUGCUUAAAUUUUGAUGUAUUUUCCAUCUAUGUCUCCAAGUGCCGCUCCCACAAAACCAAAAUGAUGUGGCCACAAAUGAUGUGAAUGAAUUUGCUGGAAGCCAUAUUGAUAUGACAUUCCCAGAAAAUUAGACCAACCAUCAUAAACACAGCAGAUUGGUGUAACCAAUAUUUUCCCAGGAUAAUGCCAGGAUAUAUUAAUUAGGGGCUAAUACGUUAACAAAAAAAGAAGCUGUCUCGGUAAAGGAAUGUCUGAUCCAUGUCGCACUUCAAAACCAAAUAUAGAUUGUUAUCUGGAGCCCUUUAUAUUAAUAAGAUGACCAAAAAAAAUCUCUUAAAAGCUCUCUGUGAAGAACAGGGUCACUCUCUGAACAACUUGUGGAAUGUUUGAUUCAUCACUUGCUACAUAUUAGCAAGUUUCUUCUCUAAAAUUCUCUGAUAAAAUGAAAGAGCGAGGGAGAGGUGGAGAAGGAGGACAUUUUGUCCACUGUCUAUUUUAACAGAGCCAGGCCCAGUAGUGGAAGCGCUUGUUUAUAGUCUUUGAUCAAUAAUCAUAUGUCUACUGCGAUCACAUUUUAAUACAGUGCUUGGGUUAGAAUGGCAGGUGAUGAAGGAGUUUUUGUGUGUGUGUGUGUGUGUGUGUGUGAUUGGGGGAGUGUAGGCUAGGGCAGCAGGUGAAGCAUGGGAAGGAGUCACUGCAUUGAUUCUGCAUUAAAAUAUAGUUUGAACAGGUGUCUUAUACUGUGAAGAAUCCAAACAAAAGAGCUAUUGAUCCGGGAUCAUUGCAAAAAGAAAUAUACCCCUAGGUUCAUGCAGGAAAGUGAAAACCGUCUCGAUCAGGUAGUAUGUAACUGCAGACAACGUAUUCUGUCUGUUCUGCAACCGUGAAUAACUGUCGCUUCCUCAUGACCGCACUCUACACACUCUUGCCACUAGAGGAAGCUGAAACUCUGAAAGGAUCCAGCAUGCUCAGACAGUAAAGCUGCCCCGAAUGACAUCAUCAUCGUCAUCGUCAUCGCAGGAAAGAACGUCAACCCUGUAUAAAGUGCAUUUCUGUCUCAGCCACCAUAGAACAGAUGUGACGUACACUCCUCUAGCAUACAAAGAGCGCUGAUGAACACCAUGGCCUAUAGGACUAUGAAUAUAGCAGACAAAAAGUAUUCUCACAUGCAUACAAAACGUCAACCAGCAAGAGAAACAGUGUUGCACAUAAUCUCUGAAAAGAAGUGAAUGAAUCCAUAAGCACUGUUUUGUACUAAAAGCAAUCUCACGU
This is a messenger RNA of Ictalurus furcatus (blue catfish), 5786 nucleotides long. RefSeq names its product nuclear receptor coactivator 5 (gene ncoa5). Gene Ontology annotation, cellular component: nucleoplasm. Lineage: Eukaryota; Metazoa; Chordata; Actinopteri; Siluriformes; Ictaluridae. Bases 274 to 2391 code for a protein of 705 amino acids. Gene Ontology annotation, biological process: regulation of signal transduction. Gene Ontology annotation, molecular function: RNA binding. The transcript has 11 exons. The record is from RefSeq and is a predicted model, not a curated record.